UGACGAAAUGGCUGAAUACAAGUUAGAAUUUACUGCUGCGGAAUAUACUCAUUUUGAGCAGACUGCUGACUGUGUUGAGGAUACAGCCGCUGUAUCUGCACCAGAACACAACGUAACUGAUACAGUUCGUGCACCGUACAAUACUACAGGUGCUUCCACUACUGUGCCAUGUCUAAAGUCUCAUCACCGAUCCUUGGUUGCUUCAAGUCUUCUUCUUUUAAUUUUAGUAACAGCUGGUACAUGUAAAGGGUAUAUACAAGGAAUAGUGAUGCUUGUUACUCACUACUUGCAAAUGACUCAAGCAAACACUUCCACAGUUCCACUUUCGUUCGAUUUUGGUUUCACAACUGCAGUUCUGUUUGUUAGUUACAAUGGUGGAAAACGUCACAGAACUCGUUGGAUAGCGGUAGGAACACUUUUUAUUGGUCUGGGUACAUUGCUAUCCACUCUGGGAUACUUUAUAUCUAAAGAUGAAAUUAAUGAUUUGGGAGCUCCAAUUCUUUCGAUUCAACUAUGUAAUAUGAGUGAUAGUUAUAGACGUGAAGAAAAUGAGCCCGGCCCUGGAACACCAACAUUGAGCUGGUUAUCCAUUGGACUGAUUAUGUGUGGGUUUGGCGCAGCACCUCAGAUUUGUUUGGGGUUAACGUAUAUAUGCGACAUUCUUCCAAUGAAGUACACUCCGCUUUACAUAGCGGCGAUAUUUACAGCAAAUGGAUUAGGGCUGAUCCUAGGUGAACUGUUAAGCUUCAACAUGCGGAAAGAAAUAGAGAAUGUAACUCAAGAACCGGCUGUCUGGGGGUCAGCUGCAAUGAAUCGUUGGUGGGUUGGUUUCUGUAUGAUGGGACUAUUUGUAUUACUAAUUGGACUAAUUAUCCUGACAUUUCGCAAGAUUGAUGCAACUACAGACGAUGGUGAAUCUCCAGAGGUGCGUCACAUAGGCCUAUGCCUACAACACGAAACACUUGGAAAAUAUAGACCACUUGCAGAUGAAGUCACCAUAUCAUCCAGAAGAGUUCGGCCUAAAACUAUCGUCCGUUUACUUCAGAACCCGACUUUAAUGACUAGUUGUGCUGCUCAUGCAUUUGAAGCUGCCAUUUUCUGCGGAAUUUAUCAGUUCCUGCCAGCUUUUCUGGAGAGAGAUUAUUCUGUCGAAGGAGGAUUGGCUGAUAUUAGGAUAGCAAGUGUGGUAAUAACUGGUUUAAUUACUGGUGGAAUAUGUGCAGCUAUAGUUCUUAUCAAGGGGCAAGUAUUGCAGCUGAAAUCACUCUGUCUGACGGUACUUGUAUUCGGUGUGAUAUCGAUGGGCCUAUAUUGGUCUUUCUUUGCGCCGUAUUGUAAUGGAAUCGAAGUUUCUCCAUAUCAGCACAGAAAUAUGAAUGCAUCUGUUUGUACUGCUUCAUGUCGUUGUUCGCAAGACUAUUUUCCAGUUUGCGGCUCAGAUGGUGUUGUAUAUGCGUCUCCUUGCUAUGCUGGAUGUACCCAUGGAAACUAUACAGACUUUCUGGAUUGUUCUUGUCCGAAUUCUAACAAUGGUAGUAAGGGCAGCGCUGUUGCUGGUGUGUGUAGUGCCAACUGUGACCCGAUGUGGAGUAUUCUUCUCCUCCUAUUUUUCACAGCUUUCGUUACUGGAAUUCAGGAAGUUCCAGCUACACUUGUUGUCUUAAGGUGUGUUUCUCAUGGUGACAGAUCCGUGGCUAUUGGGCUAAUGCUUUUUAUUACCCAUUUGCUUGGGCUUUUACCAGCCGUUAUCUACUUUCCAGCACUUCUCAAACACUCGUGUUUAUUGUCGCAACCUACAAAUGAAACAUAUUUUUAUGAGUGUUUAGCAUAUGAUUCUGUGCGGUUUCGAUAUAUAUUUUUUGGCACAAUCAUAACACUAAAAUGUCUAGCACUUUUUUUCUUUUCUUUGUCAUGGUGCUCCACAAAAAAGCCAUCGCCAAUUGGACUCAACGAACGUUCGUCUGUACAUACUAGUUCGUAUGUGAGAUUUGGUAUGGAGGGUUAUGACGAAACAUUCGAACUAUGAACUAAAGCACUUAAAGUUCAUUUGUAUUGAUAAUGUCUGUGUAAAGUGGUAUAGAUAAUGUGCCAUAUAAUCUCGAAACAUAGAUAGUUUCGAUUAUAAAAAUAUCUUCCUAACAUGUUUGCGUGAACAUGCUUCUCUGUAUUUUUUAUCCCGUCGCUCAACACAGAGGAGACAUAGCAAUAUGGACUCGUUAACAAAUAGUAAUCCUAAUAGUUAUAUGGCUUAGCGUUAAUGACCCAAAACUGUAUUGCAAUUUUAGCUUACUACUUAUCUUAAUUCAUUAGGCCUAUUAUUUCUGUUGUAACUUAAUUCGUGGUGUUACAACAAAAUCUUCCAAAACUAAAAUGACAAAUAAACGAAUAAAAUGCAAAAUAAUAAUAAUAAUAAUAAUAAUAAUAAUAAUAAUAAUAAUAAUAAUGAGAAUUUAUAUAGCGCAAAUUAUAAAACAAUGUUAAAAUCAAAUGCGCUUUAGACUGAAAGUUAUGUUUCCUUUAAACAUAAUGUUUUGAUGUUAGCUUUGAAAGUGGAUAUUGUAGAAGAUUGCUUACGAUGUAAUGGUAGAGAGUUCCAGAGUAGUAGCUGCAAAUGUGAAAGAUCUGUUGCCGAUAGUUUUGAAGUUGGUUCAAGGAAUAGAUAAAAGACAUUGGUGAGAGGAUCAAAGGGAACGAGAAGGGGUAUAUUUGGAACGGUGGUCAAGAAGGUAGAAAUACAGUAUCUUUCGUACUCAAAAGCACCCGAUUUUGUACUACACACACAAAACUAACUAAUCUUCUGUGGUUUUAUUAGAGCACCAGAAUUUGGUUUCAGUCAAUUUUAUCAAUUGUAAACGGCCAGACAUCACGAUUACACAAGUUACGUUAUCGAUAUUCUCGAAGGUACAGUUUUGGUGUUGCAUUUAUUUCUCUUCUUCAAUUAUGUUGACCCUCAAUACUGCGAAACAAGAGGAAAUUCCCAACAUAAAUAUAACUAAAAUAAUAAGAAAAACUAAAAUAAUAAGAAAAACUAAAAUCAGUUAAUAAAACAUAAGGCAAUCCAAAAA
Anneissia japonica is the source of this 3065-nucleotide messenger RNA. RefSeq names its product solute carrier organic anion transporter family member 5A1-like. Gene Ontology annotation, cellular component: membrane. NCBI's taxonomy places the organism in Eukaryota, Metazoa, Echinodermata, Crinoidea, Comatulida, Comatulidae. The record is from RefSeq and is a predicted model, not a curated record. Gene Ontology annotation, molecular function: protein binding. Gene Ontology annotation, biological process: sodium-independent organic anion transport; transmembrane transport.